GUUGAACUAAGCCUUGGCUGCGUCGAGUUGGCUGUCAGGCCGUGACUCGCACCGCGGCCCCCUUGCGGUCGGGGAAAUCAGGGCCCUACCGAGCCUCCGUAGUUGCCUCUGUAGUGGGCGUGGCCGAGGCCGGGGUGACCCUGCCUGAGCCGCCGCUGCCAACGACAUGUUCAAGGUAAUUCAGAGGUCCCUGGGGCCGGCCAGCCUCAGCCUAUUCACCUUCAAAGUCUAUGCAGCACCAAAAAAGGAUUCACCUAACAAAAAUUCCCUGAAGGUUGAUGAGCUUUCACUCUACUCAGUUCCCAAGGAUCAAUCUAAAUAUGUGGAGGAGCCAAGGACCCAACUUGAAGAAAGCAUCUCAGAGCUCCGUCAUUAUUGCAAGCCAUAUACAAGUUGGUGUCAGGAAACGUACUCCAAAACUAAGCCCAAGAUGCAAAGUUUCGCUCAAUGGGGGUUAGACAGCUAUGAAUAUCUCCAAAAUGCACCUCCUGGAUUUUUUCCAAGACUUGGUGUUAUUGGUUUCGCUGGCCUUGUUGGACUCCUUUUGGCUAGAGGUUCAAAAAUAAAGAAGCUGGCCUAUCCACCUGGUUUCAUGGGAUUAGCUGCCUCUAUCUAUUAUCCACAACAAGCCAUCACAUUUGCCCAGGUCAGUGGGGAGAAAUUAUAUGACUUGGGUUUACGAGGAUACGUAGUUGUAGAAGAUUUGUGGAAGGAGAACUUUCAAAAGCCAGGAAAUGUGAAGAAUUCACCUGGAAAUAAGUAGAGAAAAACCUCCAAGCUCUGCCCAUUUUAAUCAGUUAUAGGUAAACUUUGGAAACUCCAUACAGUAAAUCAGGAUUUCUACAGAAAAAUGGCAGAAAAGUCAGUAUUGAUUAUAGUAAACUGGCUUUCUUCUUCUGGAAAAACUAUUCUAGGUUUCUUUGUUAUCUUGGGUGAUGCCAUACUACAAUUGGACUAAUCAGAGAUCCUUUCACCUAGAGAUAAUGUACAAGCCUUAGGACUCCUCGUUCUCAUGUUGCUGUUUAUGUACAUAAUUAAAACCCAAGUUAAAAAAAA
Messenger RNA from Cynocephalus volans (Philippine flying lemur), 1056 nucleotides. RefSeq names its product apolipoprotein O (gene APOO). Lineage: Eukaryota; Metazoa; Chordata; Mammalia; Dermoptera; Cynocephalidae. Gene Ontology annotation, biological process: cristae formation. The record is from RefSeq and is a predicted model, not a curated record. Bases 167 to 763 code for a protein of 198 amino acids. The transcript has 9 exons. Gene Ontology annotation, cellular component: MICOS complex.